UCUUCUCGUGGUUCCAAGUAUAUCAAAUCUCCCAACACCACUUCCCAUUGUUUUCAAGAGACAGAGAAAUGGCGGAGGAAAAGGGGAAGCUGGUCAACGGAGACGGCGGAGGAGCUGGGACGGGAAUCGUGGAGGUGAAUCCUAAGCCGCAAAAGGGGCUGAGUUCGAAGCUGAUUGACUGGUUGGAGCAGUUGAUAGUUAAGCUUAUGUACGAUUCUUCACAACCUCAACAUUAUCUGUCGGGUAACUUCGCUCCCUCUCCUAACGAAACUCCUCCCACCAAACAUCUUCCUAUCAAAGGCCACCUCCCUGAAUGCUUGAAUGGUGAAUUUGUCAGGGUUGGGCCCAACCCCAAGUUUCCCGUGGCUGCAUAUUACUGGUUUGAUGGAGAUGGAAUGAUUCAUGUUUUGUGCAUCAAAGAUGGAAAGGCAACAUAUGUCUCCCGUUAUGUGAGGACAUCACGUCUUAAACAAGAAGAGUUCUUUGGGGCGGCAAAAUUUAUGAAGGUCGGAGACCUUAAAGGGCUAUUUGGAUUGCUCACGGUCAAUAUACAGAAGCCGAGAGAAAAAGCUAAAGUGUUAGAUCUAUCAUAUGGAAAUGGGACAGCUAAUACAGCUCUCAUACAUCAUCAUGGGAAACUUCCGGCACUUCAAGAGGCUGAUAAACCUUAUGUCCUCAAAGUUUUGGAGGAUGGAGAUCUCCAAACUCUUGGCAUGCUUGAUUAUGACAAGCGGUUGGCACAUUCCUUCACUGCUCAUCCAAAGGUCGAUCCAGUCACUGGUGAAAUGUUUACUUUUGGCUAUUCUCACAUGCCACCGUAUAUCACAUACAGAGUUAUUUCAAAAGAUGGUUUCAUGCACAACCCAGUACCAAUAACAAUAUCAGAACCGAUCAUGAUGCAUGACUUUGCGAUUACUGAGAAUUAUGCAAUUUUCUUGGAUCUUCCUUUGUAUUUCAGACCAAAGGAAAUGGUUAAAGAAAAGAAGCUGAUAUACUCAUUCGAUGCUUCAAAGAAGGCUCGUUUUGGUGUGCUUCCACGAUAUGCGAAGGACGACCUCCUAAUCAGAUGGUUCGAGCUGCCUAAUUGCUUUAUAUUCCAUAAUGCGAAUGCUUGGGAGGAGGAAGAUGAAAUUGUUCUGAUCACUUGCCGACUUGAGAAUCCAGAUCUGGACAUGGUCAAUGGGGAGGUCAAAGAGAAGCUUGAAAAUUUCUCAAAUGAGUUGUAUGAGAUGAGGUUCAACAUGAAAUCUGGUCUUGCUUCGCAAAAGAACCCUAGGGUGAACGAAUACUACACUGGCAGAAAACAAAGAUAUGUGUAUGGAACCAUUUUGGACAGCAUUGCAAAGGUCACGGGAAUUGUGAAGUUUGAUCUGCAUGCUGAACCAGAGGCAGGAAAAGAAAAGAUUGAAGUUGGGGGGAAUGUUCAAGGCCUCUUUGACUUGGGUCCCGGUAGAUUUGGUUCGGAAGCCAUUUUUGUGCCUCGUGAGCCGGGCACCACUUCUGAAGAGGAUGAUGGCUACUUGAUAUUCUUUGUCCAUGAUGAGAAUAGUGGCGGAAAAUCAUCAGUGAAUGUGAUUGAUGCAAAAACAAUGUCAGCAGAUCCUGUUGCAGUUGUUGAGUUACCCCACAGGGUUCCGUAUGGGUUCCAUGCUUUCUUUGUGACAGAGGAACAACUUCAAGACCAAGCAAAAUAGAGAUCACACGGCGUAGAUUAUAACCGGCUGUCGUGUCAACGACUGGUUUAUUACUGUAAUAAUGAUACCUGUAUGGUUUUCCCAACUCUACCAUGGUGCACAUGUAUAAAAAUAUAAUGGUCAAAUGUGCUUAUUUAUGGUAACCGUAUAAUUCCAAAUUCCUACCAUUUCCAACAUUGAGCUCUUUCCUUUGGUUUUGGCCUCGGUUUUAUUGAUUCUUCUAAACGACCGCUCUUCUUUCUAAAAUCUGAAUGUAUAGGAUUGUAGGACUAACAACUAACAGACAGAAUUUGAUCAGAUGUUUAGGGUUAAAUCAUCAGAUGGGCAGUAAAGUGACAGACCGAUUGAUGCAAUACCAGUAUGGAAUAAAAACGAAAUUUGUAUUCUUCUAUAAUAAUGAAAAAUAGAGAACUUGGAAAAUUAAAGCUUGAAUUGCAGCAAGCAGUUUAUGUUUUCAAAUGGACGAUCGAUGGAUGAAGACGUUUCAUCCGGCUCUUUAUCAAGCGUUCAAUGCCCAUCACCAUAAAUAGGAGAACAGCUGAGGGAAAAGAUCAAAUAGUGAUGCAUAAUUAAAAAAGAAGAGUGACGAAUCCCUCAGGGUUUGUCAAGUAUCAACCCGGCAUUAGAAUGAAACACAUGGGUUGGUUGGUUGGUUGGUUCCUCAACCUCUGCCAUUGAAAGGGAGCACCAAAUAUUCACGUGUGUUUCACGCAUAUUUUCUGAUUACUAAAUAUUUCAUCACAGGGAUCAUCUCACCAGAUUUCACCCACAAAACUACAGUCUGAGAUGACUUCUUUUUCCGGUCUUUUUGCAUAAACGGAAAAGGGAAGGGAAAAAGAAUCUAAGCGUGUAGAUAAAAUCUUUGAUAGAUUCAACGAGGAAUAUAGAGAAAAAAAAAAAAAAAAGAAACGCAGAGAUGCACAGAUAAAAAAAAGACACGAAUUGAUGAUUCAAUAGAAAGAGAGCUGUGCUUGAACAGAGACAGAGCUACAGCCGCUGGGGUUUUCUUGUGUUGCAGGUUUUUUAAUUCGCCUGUGUCUCAGGGCCAGGGCCUGACAUUUGGGCUCAGUAUCAUUUUCUUUGCUACACUACCUUUCUUUCAUGGGCCUACAGAAUCGAAGUUCAUCCCUCUUGCCUUUUC
Messenger RNA from Durio zibethinus, 2835 nucleotides. RefSeq names its product carotenoid 9,10(9',10')-cleavage dioxygenase 1. Lineage: Eukaryota; Viridiplantae; Streptophyta; Magnoliopsida; Malvales; Malvaceae. Gene Ontology annotation, biological process: carotene catabolic process. Gene Ontology annotation, cellular component: chloroplast stroma. Gene Ontology annotation, molecular function: carotenoid dioxygenase activity. The record is from RefSeq and is a predicted model, not a curated record.